Molecule: messenger RNA, 1324 nt
Organism: Hordeum vulgare subsp. vulgare (domesticated barley)
Lineage: Eukaryota; Viridiplantae; Streptophyta; Magnoliopsida; Poales; Poaceae
Exons: 4
Coding region: 288-1133 (281 amino acids)
Source: RefSeq, a predicted model, not a curated record
AAUAUCCCUCCCAGCUGAAGCGCAGCGCAGCAACCCAGAGUUGAAAACCUCUCCUCUCCGCUGUAACAAACUUGGGAAACUGUUGCCAAGACCCGGAAGAAGCCGGCCGGCCGGCGUGUAGGGCCUACCGGGACCGGACGGACCCCCGUUGCCUUUACUUGCAAGAUUGCUCAACCCUGCUCCGUGCCUCGUGGGCUGGUUUACUUAUUGGCACGGCGACGGCGAUCAAGCAGAGGGGCUCCCAACUCCCGAAUAAGAUCAGAAAAACACGGAGCGGAGAGAGGAGGAUGACAUCGCUGAGCCUCACGGCGUGCCGGCAUGCUGCAGCUCGUCCGCGUGCCGGCAGGAUCACGGGCUGCGGCGGCGUCAGGGCGACACCACUCGGAUCGAGGUCACGAAAUGGUUUUGCUCCGAGCGCCUCAUCGUCGUCGUCGUCGUCGAGAGGGGUCACCACCUGCUCCCUGAAGCCGCCGCCGUCGUUCGGCGGCAAGGCGAAGGAGAAGGAGAAGAAGGUCAACCCCAACCCCAGGGACCUCUUCACCUUCUCCUACAGGUUCAACACCGACAUCCCCAUGGGCGAGACUCCAGGGGCAUCCAUCGACGAGUACCUCAUGAACAGGCCGAGGAUCGUCGGCGCCGUGUUCCCCGACAAGCGCAAGCGCACCAAGCUCAACGACGAAGAGUGGAGCGUGCAGCUGGUGCCUAUCCAGUUCCUGUUCCUGUCGGCGUGCCCGGUGAUCGCCGUCCGCUUCGUGAGCAGGUCCGGCGGGAAGGGGUACCCGCCCCACGUCCCCGUGCACGCCACCAGCCUCCUCCUCAUGGAAGUGACGGACUACGAGCUGAAGGGGCUGCAGAGGGACGCGAUGCCGUCGCACAUGGCGCUGACGGUGAGGGGCACGCUGUACCCGCAGCCGGAGGGGCGGAGGAGCCUGAGGGGCCAGGUGGAGAUGAGCGUGGGGUUCAACCUGCCGCCCGUGCUGGCGCUCGUGCCGGAGCCCAUCAUCCGGGGCGUCGGCGACACCGUGCUCCGGCAGCUGGCGGAGCAGAUGAAGCACGACUUCGACACCGGCCUCGCCGCCGACUUCAAGAAGUACCGCACCGAGAAGCUCACCGAGGGGAGGACGAAACACUGAACGCCAUUUUCCUUCUCUUCUUUUUGUUUUCCCCUGCAGGUGGCGUCAACUUGUCUCGCGAGAUCAAUAGGUUGCUAAUGUAUCGUGUUAUUCGCUGACAAGAUAAUAACUUAGGACCCAAUAGUUGUAAAUACUGUAAAUAAUGGGCACAAGAAUAUUCAGUUAUACAGAGACCGCUAAUCUCAGGAUAA